GGCGCAGAGCCAACCGAUGCAAAGUGUUGCUAGGAGUCUAGGACCAAUAAUGUAGUUGGAUUGUUUUCACCUCCAAGAGCUAGUGUAUAUUGUAGGAAGCUUGCAAUGCGGGGAACACGAAGGGCAUAGUCGUCAAUUGCGCCCUUCCGAGUUUCGCCACAGCUCAGGCAGUCCGGCAGUCCUCCCACUCCCUACACGAGGACGCUUGCCCUCUCCGUCAUUAACCAUCCCAACCCCCCAAGACCGGGACCUCCCUUUCCGUCCUCUCGCCGCUCCACUUUUUUAACGUAGACGCCCCACCACCCACCGGCGCGCGACCGACGCCGGCGAUGCUCCGGCUGUCGUACUCGCGGCGCCUCCUCCAGAGCAGCAGCGACAGCGGCGGCGCCAUCCCCGACCCGAACCCCAAACGCAUCCCGGGCAUCCCGCCCGCCGACCCGCCCGCGGCCGUCAACUCCGAUGUGGUGGUGAUCCUCGCCGCGCUGCUCUGCGCGCUGAUCUGCGUCGUGGGGCUCGCCGCCGUCGCCCGCUGCGCCCGAUCCCGGCGCAACAGGGGCGCUGGCGCGGGGGGCGACGGCGCCCCGGCUUCCCCCUCGAGCGACGGCGGCAGCGGGCACCGCCACCACGCGCACCACCAGGCCACCGGCGCGAGCGCGGCCGCCACGACCACGACCGCGACCGCGAGCGCGGCCGCCGCCAGCAAGGGGCUGAAGAAGAAGGCGCUGAAGGCGCUUCCGAGGCUGGCGUACGCGGACGCGGUGGCGGCGGCCGCGGCGGCCCGGGGCGCGGCGCCGGCGGCGGAGGGCGAGGAGGAGCAGGAGCUGCUGGCGGAGUGCGCCAUCUGCCUGGCGGAGUUCGGCGAGCGGGAGGAGGUGCGCGUGAUGCCGCAGUGCGGGCACGGGUUCCAUGUCGCGUGCGUCGACACCUGGCUGCGCUCCAACUCGUCCUGCCCGUCCUGCCGCCGCCCCAUCGUCCUGGACGACCCGGCGCCGCCCAAGCGGUGCCGCAAGUGCGAGGCCGUCGUCCUGGAGGCCGUCCUCGCCGCCUCCUCGUCCUCCUCCGCCGCCGCCAGCGGAGGCCGCGGCGGUGGCGGGUUCUUGCCGUAGCGUCAGCAGUGGUUGGCCGGUUGUUUGUCUGACGGGUGGGGGCCAGGCCGGGUCCUUGGUUGUUGAGCUGCCCCCAUCAGCCCGUGCCUACAUGUCACUGGUACAGCGAAGAUCCCCUCUAAAGCAAUGAAAACGAAAAUAACUAGAAAGAAAUGCGAUUCUUUUUGUACAACCUUUUGGAGUUCGCAGCUUGGGCUCGUGGGGAACUUGCAACUGGUAUUGUACAUGAAAAUUGUAAAUUGGGGGUAAAAAUCUACUACUUCACAAAUAUAUGACAUCAUUAAUUAUUUUUGAAAACUUUGACCACUUGUUUUAUUCAAAAUGUAAAAUUUUAGGUGUAGUACAAACUACCUUAAUCGAUAAAACAAAAUAAAAAAAAAUUAAAUGAUAACUUAUUAUUUUUUAAUUAAGUGGUUAAAGUUUUUUUAAAAAAUUAACGGUGUCGUAUAUUUAUGAACGCGAGAGUAUUUGUUUUUAUAUAUACUAGUGGCACUGUAGUUUCUAGGGAAAGUCCACUCUGUAGUCUAUGAAAUAGAGAGGAUUUAUUUUAUUUUUUAAGAAAUAUGAGUUACUCUCAUCAGUAGACUAGGGUGUGCUUUGGCAUUAUAUUUCUGUGAUGUUUACAGCUUGGAAGCGGACAGGCCGUUGGAUCA
Molecule: messenger RNA, 1759 nt
Organism: Zea mays
Lineage: Eukaryota; Viridiplantae; Streptophyta; Magnoliopsida; Poales; Poaceae
Product: RING-H2 finger protein ATL80
Exons: 1
Coding region: 330-1106 (258 amino acids)
Source: RefSeq, a predicted model, not a curated record